UAUAAGACAGUACUCAUUAUUUGAAAACAAGUGCGCCAAUUGUCUGUACCUACCCUACUGUUAUUGUACAACAGCCCGCAUUGUGAAAACUAUAGUAAACGAUUGAUGCUAUACUGAUCCUUAUAACACAGUGAAACGGCCUGUUUUCAUGUGAUCAAUUCAAUUGUUAUCUUCUGAGGCAGUAGAUCUAACUAAAUCGAAAAUGGCAGAUAGUAACAAGGAUGUCAUGCAGCCAGCAACGUUGCAAGAGGCUAUAAACAUAAUCACAUUCCUCAAAUUAUCACACAAAAAUGAAAUAGCAAAAAUUAAAGAAACAUGCGUUAAACAAUCAGAAGUAAUAAAGAAGUUAGAAAUAAAUAGAACAAAAGAACUUGAAUAUCUAUCAAGUGAACUCCAAAAGUAUGAAUUAAACCUAGCAUUAAGAACAGAAACAGUUAAAAAACAACUAACUCAAAAAGAUGAAAUCAUACAAAAACAGCAAGAAAUAAUAGAUGAACUAAAUCAAAAGUUGAAACUGAAGGAAGAUUGCACUGUGCCCGAAAUUAGUAUAAAUAUUGAAUCGAAUUCAGAUUCCGGAAUCGCCAUGGAAAAUGACGAUAGUAUGGAUAAACCAGAUCCAGUAAAGACUGAACCAAAAACAACCAGAAAGUAUAGUCGACGAUUCGCAGAUCCUAUUAGUUUUCUACGUAGAGUCGAUUUUUCUCCUAUGAAAUAUAAGCCGAGUAAUCGAGAAGGUGCUAAAAAGAAAGAAGAGAAAAAGAAAAAUUUAGAAGUACCUUGCACAGAAAAGAGGGUUUUAGUACGACAGUUUAGUAAUGAAAAAGUUACGAGUGAUGAUGAUAGAGUCUUCGAGGAUACUGUAUUCUCGGAUGACACGACAGAAACCGUUUUAUUAAGACCUACAAAGAAAAUGAACGAUAGCAUGAAUAAUCAUUUUUCUGAUGAUGGUAGUGAGGAUACCAGUGAAGAAAUAUUCGACAGGGUUAUGACAAGAAGUAGCAUUAGAAGAUCUGUUAAAGCUAAUCCUAAGUAUAAGAAAAUAAAUAGAACGAAAUCAAAAUUGUUAGAACAAGUAAAAGUCAAUAUUGUUGAUUAAUUAUAUGU
Pararge aegeria (speckled wood butterfly) is the source of this 1104-nucleotide messenger RNA. RefSeq lists its product as uncharacterized. The coding region runs from base 203 to 1096 and encodes 297 amino acids. Lineage: Eukaryota; Metazoa; Arthropoda; Insecta; Lepidoptera; Nymphalidae. The record is from RefSeq and is a predicted model, not a curated record. The transcript is spliced from 2 exons.